UCUUUGUUUCAAAUCACCUCAGGGCCCAGAUAUAAAGACAAGGUCAAAAAACCCCCCAGACUACUUCUUUCUCUUUCUCUCUUUUAUCUACCCACCUGUCGAAAGAAAGCAAAAAAAUAAAUAAAGUAGAUCCCUUUCUUUGAUCUUCUAAAUCACAAUCAAUGUCAGAGACCGAGACGCUGCUCUACAAGCGCACCCAGUCGGAGGCACCAAAGCCUCCAUUGCCCAAGACCGAACUGCCAUGCAUGUUUGAUGAACCCACCAACGCUUCAAACUGGCACAAACAUGUCAACUGGCCACAAUCGAUCCUUCUUCUCGGCACUCCAUUGAUUGGUCUUUAUGGCAUCUUCACAACAGAAUUGCAGACAAAGACACUUAUCUGGGCAGUCAUUUACUACUUUAUCACUGGAUUGGGUAUCACUGCUGGCUAUCAUAGACUUUGGGCUCAUCGUGCUUACAACGCAACCGUUCCCCUGAGAAUCCUUUUGUGUGCUGCCGGCACUGGUGCUGUCGAAGGUUCUACUUACUGGUGGUCCCGCGGCCACCGUGCUCACCACAGAUGGACCGACACUGACAAGGAUCCCUAUUGCGCUCACCGUGGCUUCUUCUUCUCCCACUUGGGAUGGAUGUUGGUCACUCGCCCCAGAAGCCGCAUUGGUUACGCUGAUGUCGCCGAUCUCAAGGCUGACAAGAUCCUUAACUUCCAGCACCGUCACUACCCUUACCUUGCCCUCUUUAUGGGAUUCCUUUUCCCUACCCUCGUUGCCGGUCUCGGCUGGGGAGAUUACAGAGGUGGUUACUUCUAUGCCGGUGUCAUUCGCCUCAUUGUCGUCCACCACGCUACCUUUUGCGUCAACAGUCUUGCUCACUACCUCGGCGAAGACACCUUUGACGAUCACCACACUCCCCGCGACCACUGGAUCACUGCCUUUGCCACCAUGGGUGAGGGCUACCACAACUUCCACCACGAAUUCCCUCAGGAUUACCGCAAUGCCAUUGUCUACUACCAGUACGACCCCACCAAGUGGUUGAUCAUCCUUUGCUCCUGGCUCGGACUCGCCUACAACUUGAAGACCUUCCCUGCCAACGAGGUUUCCAAGGGAAUUGUCCAGAUGAAAGAAAAGAAGAUCCUUGCUGCCAAGCGUGGUCUCGACUUUGGCAUACCUAUCCACGAGUUGCCUGUCUUCACCUGGAAGGAAUACCAGAACCUUGUCGUCAACGAGAACAAGAAGUGGACCUUGAUCGAGGGCAUUCUCUACGAUCUCGAGGGCUUUGAUCACCCCGGAGGAGAAAAGUACAUCUCCAGCGGUAUCGGCAAGGACAUGACCACUGCCUUUAACGGUGGUGUCUACAGCCAUUCCAACGGUGCCCGUAACUUGCUGACCAUGAUGAGAGUUGGUGUUCUGAGAAACGGCAUGGAGGUUAUGCACGAGAACGAGUAAAGAAAUCAAAUCCAAAAAAAUAUUUAUAUAUAUAUUAUCGAGUCUAACUUGCCCUAUCCUACCUUAUCCCUAUCAUAUCAAACUUUACCUUACCUAUCAACCUCUACCUACAAAACCCCUUAUUUAUAUCUCUUUUCUCUCUCUCUCUCUCUUUCUUUUAUAAUUCAUUCAUUGAAUUAUACUAGAUUUCCAUAGCAACCAAAUCUCUUACCUCUUAUUAUUAUUUUCUUUCUCUUUGUAUUUUCUUUAUUAUUUUUCUUUACUUUUUUUUUUUUGCUUAUCAUCUCAUUACCAUCAUCUUCAUCAUUCAGUAAUAAACUCUUUUAUUUUUUAUAUAUAUAUAUAUCUUAU
Messenger RNA from Phycomyces blakesleeanus NRRL 1555(-), 1793 nucleotides. RefSeq lists its product as hypothetical. Gene Ontology annotation, biological process: unsaturated fatty acid biosynthetic process. The transcript has 2 exons. Gene Ontology annotation, cellular component: endoplasmic reticulum membrane. Gene Ontology annotation, molecular function: iron ion binding; stearoyl-CoA 9-desaturase activity. The coding region runs from base 162 to 1442 and encodes 426 amino acids. NCBI's taxonomy places the organism in Eukaryota, Fungi, Mucoromycota, Mucoromycetes, Mucorales, Phycomycetaceae. The record is from RefSeq and is a predicted model, not a curated record.